CAAUCCAACGCAAAGCCAAUAAUUUCCUGCAAAAACCAACUACUGAAGUCUGAAGAUGCAUGCUGCCAUGGAUUCUACUCCCCCAUCUCAUCAAUCGGGUCCCCGUCUACGAAGAAAAUCUGUUUCUCCUCUCCCUCCAAUCGGGGUUUUAGGUGUCGAAGCCGAAAAUCUCGCUCCUGAUCCCAUUCCCUCCACUUCUCCACAACCUAAGAAAACUCCUUCGCCCUCUCGUCUCUCUCUGAGAUCCUCCACCAACUCUCUUCCUCUUCAAGAACUGUUACUCCUUUCUCCUUCCCCUCUUCGACGAUCCAGAACCCGGCUCCUUGAAAGAACGGAAAUGGCGGAAGAAGUCCUUGAGCCGGUAAGCCAUCGCAGAAGAUGCAAGAGCAGAGCUGCUUCCAUGGCUCUGUUGGCAUGUCCUUCCCCAAGAAACGCAAGGAGGACUCGGAAGCGAAUGGAACUAGAGAUCCGAGAAGAAAGGGAUGUGGGUCUGGGAGAUGAGGUUGGGAAACCAAGGAGAAGAAAACAGAGUAAUCGAUCUCGAAGGGAGAAUCUAAGUCUAGUCCCUUUAGUUCCUUGUUCAAGCUUAUCCCCAAGAAGCAGCGAUGAAGAUCAAAGUAGCUUAGAUCGUGUUGGGCAGCUGAUAUCCGACCUUAUUAUGUGGAAGGAUGUUGCCAGAUCAAGCCUCUGGUUUGGGUUUGGGUCCCUCUGUUUCCUGUCUUCUUGUUUUACAGGAGGAUUGAGCUUUAGCCUUUUCUCCGUGGUUUCCCAACUUGGUCUUUUGUUUUUAGGUUUAUCAUUUUUCUGCAAUUCAUUAUCCCAAAGAAACAAGGAAUCCAAGAAGCAGGACUUCAAGCUGAAAGAAGACGACAUUAUACGGGCUGCUCGAGUGAUCCUUCCUGCUGCAAACCUUGCUAUUGCUAAGACCAGAGAAGUCUUCUCAGGAGACCCAUCAAUGACUCUAAAAGUAGCACCCAUACUCUUAUUCGGAGCUGAAUAUGGCCACUUCAUAACCAUAAGGAAACUAAUUGCAAUUGGAUUUUUUGUAAGCUUCACUGCCCCCAAGUUCUAUUCUUGUUACUCUGAGCAGAUAAAUAAAAAAGUUGAGUACUUGAGAUAUUGUGUAUGGGACGCAUGGGGAGCUUGCUCUCACAAGAAGAUUGUGGCAGCAUCAGCAGCUACAGUCUUUUGGAAUCUGUCUUCUGUGAAGACCCGUGUUUUAGCAGCAUUUAUUUCUGUAGUAACAUUCCGAUACUAUCAACAACACAUGCAAGCGGAAGCAGAAGAAGAAGAAGCGGAUGAACAGAGACAGCAGCACCAGGCUUUGGUGGUUGCCGAAAAGGGAUCACCGAAGUAGGAGUUUAGCUUGUUGUAGACCACAUUAAAUAAUU
This is a messenger RNA of Telopea speciosissima, 1391 nucleotides long. RefSeq names its product reticulon-like protein B18. Bases 56 to 1357 code for a protein of 433 amino acids. The transcript has 8 exons. Lineage: Eukaryota; Viridiplantae; Streptophyta; Magnoliopsida; Proteales; Proteaceae. The record is from RefSeq and is a predicted model, not a curated record.